Trichoderma breve is the source of this 3048-nucleotide messenger RNA. RefSeq names its product NB-ARC domain-containing protein. Gene Ontology annotation, molecular function: ADP binding; protein binding. The record is from RefSeq and is a predicted model, not a curated record. Bases 1 to 3048 code for a protein of 1015 amino acids. Lineage: Eukaryota; Fungi; Ascomycota; Sordariomycetes; Hypocreales; Hypocreaceae. The transcript has 7 exons.
AUGAGCACCGCACUUGAGCAGCAUUGGGAAACUGAACUGCAGUCCCAGAGGAGGCGGCUUCUGGGGCGCAGGUAUCAGCUCGCCGUUGAAGAAUUGGGCUACUCGUCGCUUCAGGACUGGCUUAAGUCGGAGAAUGGACGUUACAGGGACCAGGCGCUGACUCGAUAUCUUACAAAACUCGGGCCAAUACUUGAAGAGUUUGAGGUUUUCGUCCGGUCGAUAACAACAAUGGUGCAAGGAGGCGGGCAAAUCGCAGGGCUUGUUUGGGGAUCCAUUCAGGCUGUCCUCGAUGCUGCGAGCAAGUAUGCAAAGCUGCUGGAGAGUGUGACGAACAUGAUUGAGGAAAUAUCGCUGUUGAUGCCUCAGCUUGCCACUUACAGCACCCUAUUCCCAGGAAAGAAGGCGCUCGAUAAUUGCCUCCGGAUUCUGAUAUCGGAUUUUGUCGGCUUCUGCAUAGAGGCUGUCAUUUUCUUCAAGAGAUGGCCUAUAUAUUCUUUGCUCAGAAUAUUCUGGUUCUCACUUGAACGUAACUUCCAGGCCUAUAAGUCGAACAUACUUCGGCACCAGGGUCAAUUUGACAGGGAAAGGCAAGUCCUUGUUGACACUGAGCUGAUAUAUGGAGGUAGAAUUCGGACCGUGGAAGCAAUGAUCCCCAUUACGAGUAGCGCUACCAGGGAGCCCGAGAGGUUGUACAUUGUGCCAUUCCAACGAAAUCCGCGCUUUCAAGCUCGGGGAAACACAUUGUCGUUACUUCAUCAGAACCUCUGUGAAGUGACAGAUGAUGAGACUAUCCGUCAAAAAUCGUGUGUCGUCCAUGGUGGUGGUGGCAUGGGGAAAACUCAGCUUGCCAUCGAAUACACCCACCGGUACCGAAGGCACUUUGACUACAUAGUAUGGAUUUGUGCCGAAUCCAAGACUGAGCUCACCAACGGAAUGGCCGAACUUGCGAAGCGCCUGAAAAUAUCUGAUGCCCAGGGUGCGACGAGCCGAGCGUCAAUCGAGGCUGCGAGGACCUGGCUGGAGACUACAGAUAAGCGAUGGCUUCUUGUCUUCGAUAACGCCAAUCGAUGGGAGGAUUUGCAAGGUUAUUGGCCCUUUUGUGCCAGUGGCUCGGUAUUGGUAACCUCUCAGCUCGCCAGGCUACGCACCAUGGUCAGCUCAGAAAUCCGUCUAUCUACUUUGGAGCCUUCCGAAGGCGCCAGGUUCCUCCUCGACGAGAUUGCGGGCGACAAUGACCCUCAAACGGACAUGGACAAUGCGCGCCUAAUCUCAGAAGCUCUUGGUGGCCAUCCGCUGUCGAUUGUGCAUGUGGCCGGAUAUAUUGCACAGUCGCAUAUCAGUCUCGAGGCCUUUUUGCACCUCUUUGAGAAUCGACAAAGAAUUGCACGCAUCUUGAGUCAGGAGAUUACCCCGCUCCAAUAUGAAAGAAAUAUGGAAGUCGUUCACGAUAUCGCUCUACAAGAGCUUGAUGCUCCUGCUCUGAUGCUGGCUCAAAUUCUGUCUAUGCUAAGUUCUGAGGGUGUCCCCAGAGAAAUGUUACUGGUAGAUGCAGAUCACGGUGACCGUUUAUUAGGGUUCCUAGAGUUUGAUGACGAGGCGAGCUUUCAUGAAAUGAUACGACAAUUAAGGGCUAGACAUUUAAUUGACUGCCAAGGUCUCGACCGAGAUCAGCUGUAUCUCAUGCAUAGAUCACUGCAGCUGAGCCUCCUACGAAAAAUGGAUGAAGAGGAGGGGAAGAUUGCAUCAAUAUUCAAUAUGGCCUUUCCCCAAAAUGACAUUUGGGAAAUGUGCGAAAAAUACUCCCCGCAUGUCAUGAGCAUCAUGAGUGCGCAUGCAGCCUCGCCAGCGCCGCCGGAAUGCUCAAUCGAUUACGCCUUGCUUUUGUCGGAUGUCUCCAACUAUUUCUAUGAGCGCAAUAUUUUUGGCGACGCACUGGACACCUCUAACGCGAGUGUCAAAGUCUGUGAGCGCUUUGUUGGCCGUCACGAGGCUGUGAGAGCCGAUAUACAUACAAUCGCCGCGGCCGUAAGAGAUACGUGCGGAAUCUCCGAGAGACUCAGGACUCUACACCAUUACGUGAUGACUGUUGCUCUACGUCAAGAGCACCUGAAUAAAUCCAACCCUAUUGAUGUAAGCUCAAACGACCUCUGGAACUACGCCAAUGCCUGGGGCAAUAUGACGCCCAUACUACUCGAUUAUGAGUGCUACGAAGACGUCAUCAUAUAUUCCGAUCUUGCCAUUACCAUCAAGAAAAAACUACUUGGAUCAGGUCCAGAUUCCGCAAUUGCAUGCUACGAACCGUAUCGCAAUAAACAUAUUGCACUUGCGGCUCUAGGGCGUCUUGACGAAGCUCAAAGAUGGGAGCCGGAUCCUGACAAUUUCAUGGCGGAUCCCACUUAUAAGGUUAUUAUGAUUAGAUAUUAUUUUUUCUAUGCGAACAUUGCCAUACUUUGCGGGAAUCUCGAUUCAGCCUAUGCCACCUUGCAAAUGGUGCUCAGCAUGCGAACCGACAUUUUUGGUCCUACUGGACGGAGCACCCUCGAUACCUAUUACUUGCUGGCAAUGCUUGAGUCAAAGAGGCACAACAAUGAGGCUGCUGAAGCGUACCUGAGAAAAGCCUUGGAGAGACCCGAUCAGUGGACGGACGAGGCUUGUGCACGAGCCAAGUAUCAGCUUGCCAGACUACUAUUGCGUAAAAAGAAGGACGACAAGAAAGAUGAAGAAGCACGAAGUCUUCUGAAAGAGGCUACUCAAGUACGGGUUGCACGCUGGGAGAAGUAUGCAGGAUACUGGCCGUUUGACGUCCCCUUGCCAGAUGAGGACGCGAUAUACGAUCAUAUUGUCCCCGCCGAAGCUGGCCGUCUUGUCAUGACAAAGUCGCUACCAGCAAACACGCUGACCAGGCAACUCAAUGACGUGUGUCGCCAUCUUCAGUCUCGUCUUGGGUCCAAGGAUGAUCUUUUGCCUCCGAAAGAUCUAGCUGAGCUUUUGAAGACUUCCGGUUCAUUGUUCCACCUUGUCCCUCAUAUCCAAGCCUACGCUGUAUGA